This is a messenger RNA of Elephantulus edwardii (Cape elephant shrew), 3204 nucleotides long. It is a transcript of the gene RPS6KA1, whose product is annotated as ribosomal protein S6 kinase, 90kDa, polypeptide 1. The transcript has 22 exons. The coding region runs from base 172 to 2379 and encodes 735 amino acids. Gene Ontology annotation, molecular function: ATP binding; magnesium ion binding; ribosomal protein S6 kinase activity. The record is from RefSeq and is a predicted model, not a curated record. Lineage: Eukaryota; Metazoa; Chordata; Mammalia; Macroscelidea; Macroscelididae. Gene Ontology annotation, biological process: positive regulation of DNA-templated transcription; intracellular signal transduction; protein phosphorylation.
GCUGAAGUGCUAGUGCCGCGGCGGCGGCGGCAGCGGUGGCGGACGUCUCAGUCCGAGUGCGGGGGGCGCGGGGGGCGUGAGGUUGCGGGCACGCGGAGCUGGGGACUCGGGGAUUGAGGAGCGGCCCAGCCGAGGCCGCAGGAGGCGUGUGGGCGGCCGGGCGGCGGCGCGAUGCCGCUCGCCCAGCUCCAGGAGCCCUGGCCGCUCAUGGAACUGGUGCCGCUGGAUCCGGAGAAUGGCCAGGCCUCAGGGGAAGAAGCUGGACUUCAGCCAUCCAAGGAUGAGGGUGUUCUCAAAGAAAUCUCCAUCACGCACCACGUCAAGGCUGGUUCUGAGAAGGCUGACCCAUCCCAUUUUGAGCUCCUUAAGGUUCUGGGCCAGGGAUCCUUUGGCAAAGUCUUCCUGGUGCGGAAGGUCACCCGACCUGAUAGCGGACAUUUGUAUGCUAUGAAAGUGCUGAAGAAAGCAACACUGAAAGUGCGUGACCGCCUCCGGACCAAGAUGGAGAGAGACAUCCUAGCUGACGUCAACCACCCAUUUGUAGUAAAGCUGCACUAUGCUUUCCAGACCGAGGGCAAGCUUUAUCUCAUUCUGGACUUCCUGCGUGGUGGGGACCUCUUCACACGGCUGUCUAAGGAGGUUAUGUUCACAGAGGAGGAUGUGAAAUUCUACCUGGCUGAGCUGGCUUUGGGCCUGGACCACCUGCACAGUCUUGGCAUCAUCUAUAGAGACCUCAAGCCUGAGAACAUCCUUUUGGAUGAAGAGGGCCACAUUAAACUAACUGACUUUGGCCUGAGCAAGGAGGCCAUUGACCAUGAGAAGAAGGCCUACUCCUUCUGCGGGACAGUAGAGUACAUGGCCCCUGAGGUCGUCAACCGUCAGGGCCACACCCACAGUGCAGACUGGUGGUCCUAUGGGGUGUUGAUGUUUGAGAUGCUGACGGGCUCCCUGCCCUUCCAGGGGAAGGACCGGAAGGAGACCAUGACAAUGAUUCUGAAGGCGAAGCUAGGCAUGCCCCAGUUUCUGAGCACUGAAGCCCAGAGCCUCCUGCGGGCCUUGUUCAAGCGGAAUCCUGCCAACCGGCUCGGCUCCGGCCCUGAUGGUGCAGAGGAGAUCAAGCGGCACGUCUUCUACUCCACCAUUGACUGGAACAAGCUAUACCGUCGCGAGAUCAAGCCACCAUUUAAGCCAGCUGUAGCUCAACCCGAUGACACUUUCUACUUUGACACGGAGUUCACAUCUCGCACGCCAAGGGACUCCCCGGGCAUCCCUCCCAGUGCAGGUGCCCAUCAGCUGUUCCGUGGCUUCAGCUUUGUGGCCACCGGCUUGAUGGAGGACGACGGCAAGCUUCGGAGCAUGCAGGCACCGCUGCACUCAGUGGUACAGCAACUCCAUGGGAAGAACCUGGUGUUUAGUGAUGGCUAUGUGGUGAAAGAGACGAUUGGUGUGGGCUCCUACUCUGUGUGCAACCGCUGUGUGCACAAGGCCACCAACAUGGAGUAUGCUGUCAAGGUCAUUGACAAGAGCAAGCGGGACCCCUCAGAAGAGAUUGAGAUUCUUUUGCGGUAUGGACAGCACCCCAACAUCAUCACCUUAAAAGAUGUUUAUGACGACGGCAAGCAAGUGUAUCUGGUGACAGAGCUGAUGCGAGGCGGGGAGCUGCUGGACAAGAUCCUUCGACAAAAAUUCUUCUCAGAGAGGGAAGCUAGCUUCGUCCUACACACCAUCAGCAAGACUGUGGAGUAUUUGCACUCACAGGGGGUCGUACACAGGGACCUCAAGCCCAGCAACAUCCUAUACGUGGACGAGUCUGGGAACCCUGAGUGCCUGCGCAUCUGUGACUUUGGCUUCGCCAAGCAGCUCCGGGCCGAAAAUGGGCUUCUCAUGACACCCUGCUACACUGCCAACUUUGUGGCCCCUGAGGUGCUGAAGCGCCAAGGCUAUGAUGAAGGCUGCGACAUCUGGAGCCUGGGCGUUCUGCUGUACACCAUGCUGGCAGGAUACACACCAUUUGCCAAUGGGCCCAGUGACACACCAGAGGAGAUCCUGACACGAAUCGGCAGUGGGAAGUUCACCCUCAGUGGGGGAAACUGGAACACUGUGUCAGAAACAGCCAAGGACCUGGUUUCCAAGAUGCUGCACGUGGACCCCCACCAACGCCUCACAGCUAAGCAAGUCCUCCAACACCCCUGGAUCACCCAGAAAGACAAGCUCCCGCAGAGCCAGCUAGCUCACCAGGACCUGCAGCUUGUGAAGGGAGCCAUGGCAGCUACGUACUCCGCACUCAAUAGCUCCAAGCCCACUCCGCAGCUGAAGCCCAUCGAAUCAUCCAUCCUGGCCCAGCGGCGGGUGAGGAAGCUCCCAUCGACCACGCUGUGAGGGGCCGGUGUGUCCAGCCCGCAGGGCGGUGCUCGCUCACUGGAGGCAGCAUACCUACCGGAGGAAGCAGGCCCAAGUCACAGGGCCGAGGGGAGCUGGAGUCCUGAGGGGCCUGAGAAGCAGCCAGCCCAGAUCACCCCCAGUGAGGGUGUGAGAAGUGCCUUCUCCUUCCCCAGGAUGGACUCUUCUCAGCUCAGGCUCUGCUCGUUGAAACUGAUUCAAAAUGCAAACUCUUAUCUUCUUUUAAGGGAAAAAAAAUAUGGCAUCAACCACCAUGGAUUAUUUUUUUACAAGAUCCAUCUGCCUUUCUGGGAGCAGAAGUAGCCAGUGCAGCCCAGAAAGGGCACUGCGUCAUACUCGUGGCUGAUAUCAUCAGAGGACCUUGGUGAGGGUCCCCCACAAUUGGCCAUCCGCAUACAGCUCUUAGGCAGCCCAUCGUCUCCUUCCAGAGCCUUCAGCUGUUUAGAGCUCACUCUGGCCCCAGUCAGCUCCUUUUCCGUUCUGUUCUGGGGGGUCUGGAACUCCACUGUGCUAGAGGAGAAGACUGAGGCCCCACCGACCCCCAGCUCCAGGCACCAGCAUCCGCAUGGGGCCUGCCCCCAGGUCCCCUGCAGUCAGGUUGGGCUGCCCCAAAGGAGGACAGGAAAGCACUUUUUGGUUGACUUCUGUCGGGGUCUGCCACAAAACAGUCCACAGCAGGCCAGUGGGGCUGGCCAAAGGGGACAGUGGCUUUUUGUUUUGGUUUGUUUCCUUUUUUUCCCUCAGCUGGUAACUCAGGGUUCAUCUGUCCAUGGCCUUUCUAAUAAACUUACAGUUGAGUUGAAA